UUUGUUUAUCUUUUAGUGAAAGUGGAAUAUGGAUAUCCCGAAGAAGACCAGGAAGUUGCAGUACAGUUAGGGCAGCCAUAUAAGAUGGAAGUUAGACUUUUCGGAUCACCAUAUCCAGAAUUGCAGUGGUACUUCAAUGGUGUACCUCUUCCAGGAAAAACUGAAAGUAAAUUACUUCUUUGUCAGUUUUGUAAAAAUGAUGCAGGCAUUUAUCAGUGUCAAGCUAUGCAAAAUAUUCAAGGGAAGCUAGAGGAAUUCUGGUCUCAUACCAUUUCAUUAAGAGCAAAACCAUCAAAACCCACAGUUGUACUUGGAAAGGAUCUUAAGGAUGUGACCUUGGAGGCAAAUAAAGAUUGUUAGCUGAGCCAGAGCCUGUUUAUACAUGGUACAAGAAUGGAAAAGAAAUCCAAAAGGGUGCCAGUAACAUAAUUAAGAUAUAUGGGGUUGGAGUCCCAGAUUCUGGUUUGUAUUUUUGUGAAGCAGAAAAUACAGAGGGAAUUUGCCGUUCUGCUGAAAUUACUGUUACUGUUAGUCGACCAUGUUCAGCCCCAGAUGUUCCAGUAGUUGUCAGGCACCCAGAAGUCCGCUCCUCUUAUGCACUGAAGGAUACAGUAGACCUUUACUUUGAAGUGCGUUGUAGGCAUGCUGUAGAGUUUUUAUGCUACAUCAAUGGCAGAAGCCUCAAUGAUGUCAGUAGAUUGGGAACUAUAGCAGUAUCAGAUAAAGUGGGUGAUUACACUCAUGUGUUAAAUGUACAUUAUGAGGUCAACAAAGAAGAUUGGUGUCAUGGAAAUAAGGGACCCAUUGUUGUGCGUUUGGAAGCCAAUAGUCAAGGCUACUGUGCUACCUCUUCAGUUCUAAUUGAAGUUAAAGGGUCACCUCUUAACCAACAGCUUUCAGCAAGAAAUAAAUGGGCUCUUCUUAUUGCAAAUCACGAAUACGAAUCAGGGAAUGACUUGAAAACGCCUCCUCAAGAUAUGAAAGCUUUCUCCUCAGCCCUCACCAGCCUUGGCUUUCGUUGUAUGACCUGCUGUAAUGUUACCAAAAAGGAGUUCAUGAUCAUUUUAAACCACUUUUUGACAUAUUGUCAAAAUGGAGAUUAUAUUGUAUUUUAUUAUGCUGGUCAUGGAAUUCAUCAUAGAGGAGUAGAUUACAUCCUUCCACUUCAUUUUGAAAGAAAAGGGAUGUGGAGCAAUGAAGUAGAAGAACAAGCAUGCAUCACUACUACAGAAGUUAUAAAUUGGUUCCAAAGAAGCGAUCCUGCUCUUAUUUUUUAUGUUCAUGAUGCAUGCAGAGGAACAAGAAUUGUAAAGGACUUCCAGCCUCAAGAAUUAUAUAGAGAAGCAAAAGGUAAUUUGUGUCUUUUGAAUGCAACAUCAGAAAGUUAUAUUACUUAUGAAGAUCCUGAAUGUGGGUCCUUACUGAUGCAAGAACUGAAGGGUUGGAUCACAGAGAAAAUCCCUGUCACUGCAUUAUGUGACAGAGUUUUAAAAGCUUUCAGGAAUCAUAUUAAUGACGAAGAUGGCAGUGGACCUCAGGUGCCUCAGCGUGUAUGUGACCUCCAGUAUGAUUUGUCUCUUACAGAUCCAGCAGCUCCACUCCAGCAAGAUUAUCACACAGUGCUUGCCAAAUGGGAAGAGAUGAGCAAUGUUGGUGGUACGAAAGAAGAGGUGGUCAGAGUUGGCAACGCUAUGAUGGAAGUCAAAAUAAAAUGUGAACAAGGAGGCUAUCCCAUGAUAAUAUCGAACUCCAUUGAGGUGGUUAUCACUAUUGCCUUCAAGAAUUCAAAUGAUGUAGCUGCUGAGGAAAAGGAAUUGGAUGUCACAAUAACACCCAAUACUUCAGACAGUGAAGUCACUGAAAAAGUUACUGAUAACCCCAUCAGAUGCACUAUCAAGAAUCUUCAAGCAUUAGAUAGUGACUUGUGUGUGGAUCUUUACUUCACAAGAGAAGAAAAUACUGUUGCUGUGUGCAGAUUCAACCUUGGGACACCUUCUCUUUGUAAUAUUUUGAAUUCUCUUAAAAAUGAACUCUAGAAAUGGUGAAUAUCGUGUGGAUCCUACUUCACAAAAGAAGGAAAUACUACUGUUGCCAUGUGCAGAUUCAACCUUGGAACACCUCUUUGUAAUAUUUAGGACUCCUAAAAAUGAACUUUAAAACACAGGUUUUGAUGUAGGAAAAACCUAAUUUUGAUUGUCGCUGUUGAGUCCUCAAAGGAGUUACCCUCCGUGGUGUGUGCCAGCACCCCAUGGUGACUAGACUAAUAUCAAAGAAAUAUUUUUUAGCAUGUUCUUGUAGCUGGGUAUUGUGCCGUAAUGAUAAACACUAUGACACAUAAUAGAGUAUAAUGAACUGAAAGACAAGGAGGCAUUCUUUCUUGUCUUCAGCGAAGCUGUGCCCAGUUUCCCACGUCAAGACUGCAAUUAGAAGUGACUAUUGUGCAUGUGCAUCGGCCAUCUUGUUUUACGAUCAGGCUGGUUAAAAGGCCAAGAACCAUUAUACUCUGUUGGUCAACACAGGAUGAACCUUUACCCAAAUCCCAUGGCUUUUCGUCAGGGAAGUGGGAGGGUUUUUGAGGACUCAACAGCGACUACCAAAAAUAGGUUUUUCCUAUGUUAGAACCUGUUUUUUUAUUGUUUAGUCGCUGUUUCGACCUCAAAGGAGCAUUACAAAGAAAUUGACAGGUGACCAAAGGCUUAAGCUCCCAAAGUUUCCAUCCCAACAAUCUAAAAAUUAAAACACUAUAAAUCAUAUUUGGUCCUAGGUCAAGCCACAAAUUUUGGUAACAAAGAACAAAACUAAGCAAGAACUUGUGUUUUUAGUGUAAAGUUCUAUAGUGACUUACCUAGGUAUCCUGGGUAUGGUUGCAGUAUUGACGCACCUUCCCCAGCGAUAGUCAGCAUACCCACCCGUUGGGAAGACCCCUGGUUUUUCGCUGUAGUGCGUAUGGGGUCAGGACUAACCAUACCACCUACUGAUACACAGUGCAGUUGAAUUUGUUCCAGCUCACGGCAGUAGUGUUUUAAGAAUACCGACUCUGAUGAAGUGUGGGUUAGCCUUUUUAUUGAGGGACACUAAAAUUAUUCAUAGCCCUUGUAGAGAGAGAGUCACCCUUGUAGAUAGAGUAGUUUAUUUGUAUAAGGAUGUAGGAAAAUUGGACCUUCUGGGAUGUUUGCUGUGAUCUCUAGCUAAACCUUAAGUGCUUGAACUGGGCAUAAUGUUCUGUCUGCUAAAUUGAAUUUUCUUUUAAGAAUAGGAGAUUUCCUUUAUAAAGGAUUCUCAUUCUUGGCCAGGAAUGAUGGACCAGGGGACAGUAGUAAAUUAUUAUCAACAAUUCACUAAUAUGGGCUCCUGAUGCUAAUGCCACCAGGGAGAUUGCUUUUUGAAGCAUGUGAGUUGUGGUUGUGUCUGCUGAAGUGAGGGGUACCUAAAAGUCUAAGUACCUUAUUCAGGGACCAAGUAAUUGGAAGUCUUUCGGGAGGGGGUCUUUGUAGAGCAAAAGACUGCCGAAGGGAAGUUACGACUUCUAUGCUGGAAGUAAUCCUGAAUCCAUGAAACAAGGGUUCCAUUAAUGCUGCCCUGUAUGCCAUAAUUGUUGUAACUGUAAGAUGCUUGUCUUCAGAGGUAUAUAAGAAAAUUUAAAAGUAUUUUUAUAGAAAUCUCGACUGGUGUCUCAGUAUGGAUGUAAUCUAACCAUAUCUUCCAUAUGGACUGGUACUGCUGGAUAGAUGAUGUCCAUAAUUAUUGCACUAGGUACCCAGCAAUGUUGGGCGAGUAGCUUUCACGGUAGAUUAUAUUUUAAAAAUUCACAUAUGAAGGUCUUGGCUGAGAAAGGAGGAUGUAUAAAUGACUUUCCCUUCUACUCUCUGGGAUAGUACAGCGGACAGUUAUGAAAUUUGUCUCUUCGCUCAUUGUUGAAGUAAUAGGAACCAAUGUCAGUUUGGCCAGUGUGGGGCUAUUAGGUAAGCUGUUCCUUUGAAGAUUACGAGUUUGUUCAAAACCUUCAAAAUCUGGGACAAUGGAGGGAUAAGACGUAUUGUCUUCCACUCGUUUCAGUUUUGUAGGAAGGCAUCUCUUGCUGUUACUUGACUGUCCAAAUUCAGGGACACAUACUGUAUGCUGGGAGUUUGUGAUUCUCGUAUGUGGCAAACAGGUCCACCUCAUGUUGUGGAAGUAUGUUGGCUAUUGUUUGAAAAGAGUGGUUGCCCAAUGUCCACUUUGUUGAGGGUGUUGUUUUCCUUGACAAAGAUUCUGCUGUUACAUUGAGAGACUGUAAGGUGAAUUGCAGACAAGUCCACUUCUUUACCUGUGCCAUCCGAAGGAUGGCUAACAUUAACAUAUUGAUAGGAGGUGAGUGAUCCCAAAUUCUUGAUGCAGUCCAUUGCAGUCAUGUUGUCUAAGAAUGUGUCCAGGGGGGGGUUUGAGUUUUUUGAGAGACAAAAUGACAGCCAUCAGCUCCAGGAAAUUGAUGUGACAAUUCUGUAGAGUAGCUGACCACCUCCCUGCCACCUGAGGAUCCUCCCAAUGUCCUCUCCAGCCUGUCAACAAGGCAUCUGUGUGUAUUGUUACUUUUACAGAUGGAGGAGUCAGGGUGACCUGUUUUGCCAGAAAUUCCUUCUGGGUUCUGAAGUACAUCUCCACAAUUUUCCUAUUCAUUUUGUGAGAUCUGUCUCACAUCUUUUUUCAUGCAUGUAACAGCCAAAAUUUGUUCAUGUUUUUCAGUUGCAAUCUGAGUAUUGAAUUUGUUACUGAUGCAAACUGUAGCAGACCUAUCAUACAUUCUAACUGCCGUCUGGAAACAAUGGUUUCUGCUAGGAACCUUUUGAGGUUUUUCCUUAUUCUUUUCUGAGUUUUGAUGGGAGGUACAAAAGGCCAUGAAAAGUAUCCCAACAAAUUCCCCGCCACUGAAAUAGUCUGCUGGACGUGACGCCGGAUUUUUUCCAAUUUAAUACACUAAAACCUUUCGACCAGAAUCUGUUGACCAGUGCUCUUAGGUUUAUCAAGCACUUUUCUUGUGGGCCCCUGAUUAACCAGUCAUCUAAAUAAGCUAUUAGAUGUAUUCCUUCUUUCCUGAGUUCUCAGACAACUGCUGUUACCAGUUUUGUAGAUUCUUGGGGCAAUGUUUUGCCCAAAAGGCAUGACUUUGAACCUGUAGGUAUUUUUCCCUAUCCGGAACCCUGGGAAGGAGUGGAAGGGAACGGGCAAUAGGACGUGCCAGUAUGCAUCUCACAAAUCUAUAGGAACUGUCCAGCUCCCUUUUGGAAUGACUGAAAAUACUUUGGCAACCUCAUAAUCCUUAAGAAAUUCCCCUCCAGGUGAGGAUUCCUUUAUUUCCUCCACAGGGUGAACCUGGGGAGUAGUGGGAACUGAUGUUAUUGGGUUUUAGCCCAAAUAUGGAUCUUCAGAGAAGGGGUUAAGUACAUGCUGCUGGAUAGAUAUACAGUGGUACCUCGACAUACGAAAGGCUCAACUUACGAAAAACUCGAGAUACAAAAGCCAAUACGAAAAAUUUAACGGCUCUACAUACGAAAAGUUUUCAAGAUACAAAAGGUUUCUGAAAGUCCAAGAUUCACCCGGAUAACAAUUUUGAAAAUCGCGCCGCACGCCGCCAUCUUAGUACUAGUAGACUCGCCACCAUCCUCCUGCUCUCCCAUUGGUUCCUGAUGCUAGUCGCGGCCAUGAAAUCCUUCUCUCCUAUUGGCCAGCGUCCCUCCCAUCAUGCAUCUACUAUGUACACGUGGUGGCGUGGCUCGGCCACUUGGUACCAGCAUUGUUAUAGUAUGCAUGCAGUAUUUGUUUUCAUGAUCGUCAAUGUGUACGUAAUAUUUAAAAAAAAAAGUGACCAAGAUCUCUCACAUGGGAUAAGUGAUCAAGGUCUCUCUCAUGGGAUAACUGGAAACUUUGCAAGGUUGGUAGAAUCUCCACUCCCUGCUGAACAGAGGGUGUAGACUAAUCAUUUACAACAUGCAUACCAGUAUGUAUACGUAUAAUCAAGGCACUUCAGUUUAUGUUGAAGGUCAGCAGCCGAACAUUCAGUACCCAAAUCAGUUGCAGAGAGAGCAUUUGGUUGAACAGGGUUUUGAUGGACACCAGGGCCAACAGAGUCAUGAGGUGCAAAAAAAGAACCAAGUGAUAAAAAACAGAAAGUUGAAAUUCUGUAAAAAAAAAAAAAAAAAAAAAAAAAAAACCUACGUAAAGAAAAAAAGUAAAAAAAAAAAAGUUAAAAAUCAAAAAGAGAAAAAAAGAAAGAAAAAAAAACGGCAGAAAUUAAAGCCGCUUUUCAUAAAGUGCAAUCAUUUGUAGAAGACACCCCCUGAAAAGGCUCACACAGGAACAUUGUGAAAAGUAGGCAGAAGCAAUCUUCCUUGGAUAGUUACGUAUGUAGUACGUACGUAUAUAUUUUUUAAAGUGUAAAGUGUACAUAUGUACAAAAGAAAAAAAAAAUGGCAGAAAUUAAAGCCGCUUUUCAUAAAGUGCAAUCAUUUGUAGAAGACCCCCCGAAAAAGCUCAUACAGGAACAUUGUGAAAAGUAGGCAGAAGCAAACUUCCUUGGAUAGUUACGUAUGUACGUAGCCUCACUCGAAAGGUAAGCUUCCACAUUUUACGUACAGUAUAUUUCUUGUUACCAUGUACACUAAUAUACACUUUAUUUACAGGUUAUAUUUUGCAUUUUUUUAUUAAUUUAAGUAUUGAAUGGUCCAAAUUGUUGUAGUAUUUCAUUGUUUAUAGGUCAAUUUAGCUUUAUUAUGAAAUUUACUGGGGUGUUUUUGGAGGGCUUGGAACGGAUUAGCCAUUUUACAUGUAAAAUGUGGUCCAAGAUACGAAAACCUCAUGAUACGAAGGGCGCCUUGGAACGGAUUAAUUUUGUAUCUUGAGGUACUGCUGUAAUUUCCCCUUUCCUCGCCCUUGCUGAACCCUAGGACCCAUGAAGACACCCUAAAAUGGGCAGUUUCAUACUUAAAGCUUGCUGCCAAGAGCAUGCUACAAAUUUUGCAUAUGUCUUGCAACCAAACAAAUUUGUCCUGAUUAUUACAGGGACUGUUAAUGGCAGGUGAUGUGGGUCUUGCUUACUGGCAAAAACUGUACCGAGCAACCUGCUACAGAACAUUUUAAGGGUCACACUUCAAGGUGGUCCUGUAGUGAAAAAACCAAUUUGUAUUGGGAAAUUUAAUUAGUAUAAAUUAUUUUUAAUCCUGGGCACCUGUAAAUAGUAGAUCUUAUUUUAAAGGUAACUUUGAAUAUAAGUAUACAGUUUUAGUACAUUUUUAUAUAAUAUCUAUGUUAACUUAAACCCUUAGUUUUAGGUUACCAUUGAAGACCUGUCUAAUGUCUGUUCUUAAACUUAGCUCAUUUGUAAUGGCUAUGUCAAGUUUUUAUUAUAUUAAUAUCACUCAGACUAGUUUAUGACUAACCUGUUUAACUAACCCAAGCCACUUUUUCAUGUGGCUUAGGUUAAUACCUUUGGUAUAAUCUAUGUUAAGCUAAUCAUAAAGAAUUUUUCUAGGGUUCUCAGUUAUUAUAAGUCACUGCUUACAUCAGGGUUAAUUAAAACCAGAUAUAUACAAAAUAUCUCAUUGUUUUGUUAUAGUAAAUCCUAGUCUACCCUCUUGUCUGAUACUCAGCCAUAUUGUUUCUAGGCUAAUAGAAGGAUAUUCAAUUUAAAAAGGCAUUCCUACUUAAUCUGGUUAGGCUACUACCUAUUCUAGGUUUAUAUAAUUUAAAAAAAUAUAAGCUACACAAUAUAUUAUUAUGUAGUCAUAAACCAAGUUAAAUUUAUUGAGCCCAGUAAUUUUUGAGUCUUGAAUAUACUGGUUUGUAGUCAUACAUAAUAACCUAGGCUACUAAGUCAUAGCAAACAGAGUUAUUUUUGCUAAGCUUAGAAUACCUUAUAUGUAGCUUUACAGGUAAACUAUGCUAUAUAAAACCAUCUUACUAAUACUAACCUUUUUAUAACUAAAUUAGUAUAAUUUAUUCCAGGCCUAAUUUAGAAUAAUGUUUAAUCAAGAAUGAUAAACUCCAACACUCAAGGUUAUGUGUUAUUUAAAACACAAAUAUCCUUAAAAUGUUGCCUUAAGGUUAGGCUACUAUCUCAUCUGGCACCAGUUGCCAAUUUUCGACAAGUCUUAUGUUACGUGGUCUAGGCUAACAAUUUAGUCCGAUAGGAUGUUUAGUAAAAGUUUACCACUUAACAUUAGGUACUACCUAGUCCUUUCAACUAGUCUUAGGUGGGUUAUUUAGUUCAUUCUAAAUAUGCAUGUUAUAUAAAAUGAAGUGCUUAUCACUUAGGUAACUACCUAAUCCAGGUUAUUUAAAUCACCUUUAGGAUAUAUAAUCCUAGAUUACAGGCUACAAACAAUAACUGCCAUAGUCUUAAAUUGUUUGCAAUGAAUUGGUUAGGCUAAUAGCUCAUGUAGGCUAAUAUCUAAGAAUUUGUAGAACAAUUCUUUAACUAAAAUCUUCCAAAAGGAAUGACAAAUUCUUUAAUAAUAAUAAAAAAAAACUAGCCAGGAUUUUGUAUUGCACCGACCAUGUGCUCGCCAAACAAAGGCUGGUUUCUAUAUUCAAAACAAACCUUUGUUCUACAGUUUUAAACUAAAAUAUUUUUCACUAAAGUUUAAAAAUAAGCCCUCAAUUUUCAAAUUUCAGUGAUUCCAUGAUCCUCAAAAAAAAUUUGGAGAUUGAAAUGUCUCAAAUGAAGAGCACUGGCUGAAGACACCUUAGUGUGCAUUGACUAGAGAGGUGAUGGUUCUUGGUCUUGUAACUAGCCCGAUCAUAAAACGAUGUGGCCGACGCGCAUGCGCAAUAAGUCACUUCUGCCGUCUUGAUGUGGGAAACUGGGUACAACUUCGCUGAAGACAAGACAAAAUGCCUUCUUGUCUUGAGUCCAUUAUACUCUAUCUCAUAUGGGCUGCUCUACGAGCAAGAGCCCGUGCUGGCACAAGGCCAGCUUAAUCUCAAACAACAACAUACUCUAUCAUGUGUUAAUGUUUAUCAUUACAACACAAUACCAGGCUAAAAGGUAUUUCUUUGACAUUAGUCUAAUCAUCAUGGGCCACUGGCACACACCAUGGAGGGUAACUCCUUUGAGGAUGAAACAGCGACUACACCAUAAGAAAUGGUGAAUAUUUUUCAGUCUCCAAGAGGAAAACAAAUCCAGACACUUGAAUUCAAGCCUAAAUUCUAUUAGCAGCAGUAUAUACCAUACAUAUAAAAUAAGUGAUGCAUAGUUCAUAGUGUGGUUAUAUUAGAAUGUAACAUACUCAAAUGUACCAAGCAAAUGUGCAUCUGAUGAUUGCUUCCUCUAGGAACUACUACUGUUGUCUCAAAUUAUAGUCUGUGAUCUUUACAAGUUUAGCUUUGUAUCUCUUGAGGCUACUGAUGAUUAAGGGGUGACUGAUACUGGUUCACUAGAAGCUCAUCAUCCUUUAACAAAUCAUAAUCUUCAUGGUUUCUUAAACUUGCACAUCUUUCACAAGUAGAUUCAUUACCUUAUUUGGUAUUGCAGUGCUUUUAUUUUCAAAAGUAGUGCUUAUGAAUCUUUUUUUUUCUUUCUUCCAUUAAAUGUCUUUUACAUUUACCCCCCCAUUAAAUUUAUAUUCUUUCUGUUGAGGAUGCUUAUGUUUUGGAUUAAUUUUCUGCUAUGGGAUGUUCUCAUGCUUCACUUCCCAUUACUUAUUUGUAGUUAUUGGUGAUUUUCAGUAAUAAAAUCAUUUUUACCCUAUUUAUUAUUGGCAUAUCUUCAUAAUAAAAAUCCUAUUCGAGGAAUACAUAAUUCCUUGGGAAAAGCAUUUUUCAAAAGACUGCUAAAAUGCUAAAUUAAAAUCCCCCAAAAUCACAAAUGCUUUCUCCCUACCAUGGCUACUCCUUCUGACUCCCUUAACCAAUCUGUUGCGACAGAGUUGAAGGUAUCUUCAUGAAGAAGUUUGAUCAAUCAGAGGUUAAGCAUCCAAGCAGGAAGGUCGUAGAUCCUCUAUUUUUUUCUUCCUCGUCUUCAUCAUUUGCCCCAUCCGUUCCGGUCAGACAGAAGAAGAGAGACCUCAUAGCUCUUCCACUUAAGAAGAUGCUUGAGUCUUCCUCAGAAUCUUGCUCUUCAUCUCCUGUAGCUGCCCUUCGUUCAUCUAAGCACGGCUGUGCUGAAACAGCUCGUGCUUCUACAUAAGUUACUUUCAAAACUGUUCUUCCGUCAAGGCACAAUGACGCAUUCCUCUUACUAUUUCUGAUGCUACUCGACCAGCUGGUAACGUGAGGACUAUCAACCCUCCAGUUUGAACUCUCCCUCAGAAGGCUUCUGUUGUUUCUUCUCCUGUUCUAGGUCAAGGUGUUCCUCAAGUUCGUAGGAAGGAGGACAAGGCCCCCAUCAAGAAAUCUAAACUCUGGAUCCCUCUCGUCGGAGGUCUCCUGCAUCUCUCAUUCACAUCCUAUGUACAGGCAGUUCCCGCUUAUCAGUGGUGUCGGUUAAUGGUGUUCUGAUUUUAGUGCUUGGCUAAACCGAUAAACUGCCUACCAAUGCCGCUAACCUGCUUACCAGCAUCGAAAAUCUGGUCAACAACGUUUAGCCAAGUGUCAUAAAACCGAAACGCUGUGACCAAAUAAGCAAUGACUGCUUAAGUAACUUGUGAUUUAGUAAAUUGAACACAGGUACAUACCUAAAUGCUUCCUAUAUGCAUAUCAACUAUCAGCAAACGAUCCUUUAGAUUCUAUGUAUACUUAUAUACAGGCAGUACCCGGGUUACGACGACCGUUUUCGAGACGCGUUGUAAGCCGGAACAUUGUCAAAAAUCCUAAGAAAACCUUACUUUUAAUGCUUUAGGUGCAUUCAAAACUAUGUAAACUGCAUUCUUAUUGCAUUUUACAUCAAAAAAAACCUUUAAAUAUUGAUUAUUUUGCAUUUUUGGUGUCAUAUUUCAUCUGCCAGAUCAGUGUUUGUAGGCAUCGUAACUCUGGAACAUGUGUUGUAACCCUGGAACAUGCAUCGUAACCCUGGAAAUAAUUUCUGAUGAAUAUAAUUGAAAAGCGUCGUAACCUUGGAACGUCGUAAGCCGAGACCGUCGUAACCCGGAGACUGCCUGUAUAGGGCCAACCUGUAGUACUCAGGGUAAAAAAUCAAUAAGCAGCACCCCAGGCCAUGGAAACUUUGAGGUCAGCCAGUUUAAGAAAAAAACACAUCAAUGGCAAGAGGAAGAUAUGCAAAUGGAAAUGGUAUAAGAAAAAAAAAUUAUAAAAAAUUUUUCCUACCUUCCACAAUUAGUUGAAAAUAACUAUUUACAGUCCCUUGCAUGGCCUCUUUUACAAGAUGAUCAUAAAUAUUACCAAGUUAUACACUUUUUCUAAAAAAUAAUUUUAUGUUAUUUUGUAAAAUUAUCAUUACAGCUCACACAAUAUCAAAAUAAAACUAAAUCUGUAACAAACUGAGCAUAUUGAAAAAUAUUCACAAAUUUACUUAGAUUGAAGAUGCAGUGACUUUUUUGGCUUAUACAUGUCUUUUCUUAUAUUUCUGCACUUUUAUUUGCAAAAUUACAAUUAUACUGACAUAUAAAAGAUAAGAACUAAAACCAACAGCAACCCCUGGUUAUAUUUAUGAGCAAAUAUAUAAUAAGACAUCAUGUGUGAGAGAGAGGCAGUCCAUCUCUCCUUGAAGUCAAGUACACUACUAACUUUGUCAUGUGGUGCUCUCUUUAUCUGAACCAGUCUAAAAGUUACCAUCAGUGAAUUUAUGGGCUAUAGAAGUAAUGGCACCUCUUUCCCCUAUGAUUCCCCAAAAUUGAUGUCGCGUAAUAUUGUUACUCACCAUGCCUGAAAUCAUCAGCCACCCAAAACCUCUUAUAUCAGUCCAAUAAGGGUUAAAUAUAAUUUUUUCUGCAACUUUGGAGGGCACAUGGAGGAUAGAAAUUGGCAUGUAGUUUACUGUCCCCCCAUACCCAAGUGAAAAAAUGAUUGAGCAAUGUGGGUUGAGGGAGGGAAUUACAUCACUUACUUGAUCUCCACCAAGGCAUACAUGUUUCUAUGUUUUAGUGACCUUUCAUGCAUGCAUGCUGAAGACCUAUGAAAAAUACAAAUCAAUAAAUGUGCUGUUGAAUUUGUAAUACAAAAGAAGAUUUUUCAUUUGAAGUUCAAAUACUUACCUUUAGAUGGUUGCACUGUGAGUGAAGUUAUAUGAAAUAAAGCCUGUCUUCUAAUUU
This is a messenger RNA of Macrobrachium nipponense, 12179 nucleotides long. RefSeq lists its product as uncharacterized. The record is from RefSeq and is a predicted model, not a curated record. Gene Ontology annotation, biological process: proteolysis. Gene Ontology annotation, molecular function: cysteine-type endopeptidase activity. Lineage: Eukaryota; Metazoa; Arthropoda; Malacostraca; Decapoda; Palaemonidae.